Heterotrigona itama is the source of this 1482-nucleotide messenger RNA. The record is from the annotation of a GenBank genome assembly. NCBI's taxonomy places the organism in Eukaryota, Metazoa, Arthropoda, Insecta, Hymenoptera, Apidae.
GUGGAUGUAAUGUCGUUCGUCAAGUUGAUAAGAUAACGAGCGUAAAAGUGUUGGCAAGUAGCAUAUAAAAGUUAGUGGUAUUAUUUGAUCAACGUUCAGAAAUCGCAUUUCCCUCGAAAUGUCAAGAUCAAGAAUGGAGGUGAAUCACUUGACAAUCGACGAAUGUGUGCUCGAGAAAGCGCUGCGAAGGAAAUUCUCGAACGAAACGGUGAAAAUCUUGCAUGCCGAGUAUUACUCUUUGUCGGAGAAGGGGCUGAACUUUCUCAGCGAUCUGUACGAGAUACACAUCAGAUAUACAGAUAUUUCUUCGAACAACGAGAAAACGAAGGAGUCAAAGUCGGUCAACGUGGUUGUUAAAGUUGAACCUCUGAACGAACUGUUGCACAGCAUCGUCUCCCAGCAAGACUUGUUCGUCACUGAGCUGAAAGUUUUACGCGACGUUCUACCCAGGAUAAAGAGAUUUGUUUCGCAGCAACUGGGCCCGGAUUUGUUGUACGGUUGCAACGAUUCUCGAAUUCUCAUAAUGGAGAACUUGAUCGAGAGAGGAUUCGCUAUGAAGGACCGCCAGAAGGGAUUGUCGCUUGAACAUUGCCGUUUAGUUUUGCAACAACUCGCGAGAUUGCACGCUGGAUCUGUCGCAGUUUUUGAACAGGACCCAGAAAUCGUUGAAUCUCUUACAGACGGUGGUAUUCUAUCGACCAAAUGCCCGAAAACUUUUAUACGAAUGAUGGAAGUGAGCCUGUUGCGGAUUGCCGAGGAAUUGAGAAGCUGGCCGGACGAGAAGUGCGCGUGCACGGCGAGCAAGCUAAUGAAAUUGUCGGGGACCAUCGGGGCCGAAUGUACCCAUAUCUAUGAUCAUGACGCCGAUGAAUUCUGUGUACUGAAUCACGGAGAUUGCUGGAUCAAUAACAUAAUGUUCAGAGAAAAUCAGAACGGUCAACCUGUCGAACUGUUAUUGGUCGACUAUCAAAUGUCCGUUUACACGUCGCCGGCGGUCGAUCUGUUGUACUUUCUGAAUAUCUGUCCAGAGUUUGACAUAAAGUACACCGAGGACGAUUACUUUCUGAAAAUCUAUUUGAACACGUUGGAGGAGACGAUGAAAGAUACCGCUUGCAAGCGGAAACCACCGACGAUGAUGCAGUUGAAGGAAGCGAUGCACAAAAGGAGAUUGUACGCCGUAUUCUCUGGCGUCAUACUUUAUCUGCGAAUGAUGGCGAACAAGGAGGACACCGAGGAUUUCGUCCUGCUGUACGAUAAACUGUCAGGUGAAACCAGGAUGAACGUUUUCAAAAACCCGGACGCGGUGAAAUUAGCCCACAAGAUGAUCCCGAUUAUGGAUGAAAGAGGAUACUUUGAUUGAAACGAUUAUCUAUUGUCUAUAGUUGAUUGAUAUUUUACUUGGUAUUUCACGACGUGCCUAUUUAUAAAAUAUGACGACAAACAGCCUACCAUGCGAAUAGAAAAUAACGCGUAAUAAAAUUC